AUGGCAACCGCGGGCAGCCGGCACUGACAGCUGGAAAACGAGGACCCGAGCCAGGUUACAGGCUUAGACUUCGAGCAGCCCAGGGAGAGUCUCUGCGUCCUCCAGCCCCCGCUUCCCUUUCUGUCGGAGAUCCUAAGCCCGCAGCGAAGUCUGCAAGUAGCUUUCCCCGACGCCCACGAGACCGGAAGUGCCUGGGCCCAGGUAGAGGAAGAACCCGCGUGGCCUCCUCUGCGCCCUCCCUGGCGUCCGCGCCCAUUCCGGCGCUUCUCCCGCGUCCUUCACCAUGGCAACUUCUGGCGCUCGGAGCGUGGGCCGCGAGCCAGGUGGGUGGGGAGCCGGUGGGCUCUACCCGCCAGCCCACGAGAAGUGACGACGGAGCACCCUUCAAGGAGAAUUAGACAAAUUGGAGUCUACUCGGAAGAGGCUGUUGGGAAUGGCCCUGACACCACAUCCUGACAGGGAUGGCCGAUGGAAUGGGGAGAAGACUCAGGUGGGGCUUGAGUUUGUCCUCUGAUGACUGAAGGGCCUUGGGAGCGAGCAUCCUUCCUGCUACUGUGUGUUCGCUGGUUCCGAUGAUACAUAAUUUGUGCUUUUCGUAAUUCAAGUAUUACCUUGUA
Messenger RNA from Mandrillus leucophaeus (drill), 617 nucleotides. RefSeq lists its product as uncharacterized. The record is from RefSeq and is a predicted model, not a curated record. Lineage: Eukaryota; Metazoa; Chordata; Mammalia; Primates; Cercopithecidae.